Messenger RNA from Leptopilina heterotoma, 4130 nucleotides. RefSeq names its product dnaJ homolog dnj-5. NCBI's taxonomy places the organism in Eukaryota, Metazoa, Arthropoda, Insecta, Hymenoptera, Figitidae. The coding region runs from base 579 to 3104 and encodes 841 amino acids. The record is from RefSeq and is a predicted model, not a curated record. Gene Ontology annotation, molecular function: dopamine receptor binding. The transcript has 6 exons.
GGUAUCAUAAAAAUUUUGCAAAGGAAAAUAACGCAAAUUAUUAUUUAGAAUACUAUUCAACUACAUUAUUAAUAAUUACAAAAUUUAAUUCAAGGGAAAAAAGUGUCUAAAAGUGAGUAAUAGGAGAAUUUAAAAAAUUAUAAACAAAGAAAAAGGGGAAUAAGUACAGUAUAACGAUUUUUAAAAACAGUGUAUAUUGUUUAUACAUAAAAGAGCUGUUUUUCUUUUGUCCUUGAACGAUUAAAUAUAAACAAGUGAGAGAAAGAUUGAGGGAGAGAGGGAUAUAGUAGAGCUCUCCUAGAUUUUAUGAUAAUUGCAAAAGUUAAACCGAAGUAUAUACAGUGAACGUGUUGCGACUUGAAUAAAUCUUGUCGUAUACCAUCGUAUACGACAAGAGAAAAGACAGAGAGAAAGAGAAAGAGAGAACGCGAAUCAACGAGAAGUGGUCAUAUCGGAAUGGAGAUUUUGCACAUACCGCGUGGUUUAUCUCACAAAUUGUGCUUAAUGUGAUCAUUCUUACAACAUGCAGUAUAUGUUUUGAUAUAACCGGAUAUCUAUAAUAAAGAUAGGAAAAAAAGAUGACAGAACAAAAGCAUACACCAUCGGAAUUUGAACGAAUGUCAUUGGAUCAAAUUAUCGAAGUGGUGACAGCAGAUCUGGAGAAUUCUGCUGGACAUUAUGUUCAAUUUGGAAUGCCGUCACAACAAUCGACGUCACACAAUUGGUCGGAUUACAAUCCAAAUAGAAUACAACGUUACAUGCCGGGACCAACUGCACAUCCAAAUACGACAAAUAUUCAAUCAAUGAAUUCAAUGUCAACACCAGUUUAUAUGCAUCCGGAAACACAGCAAUACGAUUCUCCGAUGCCAGAACAAAUCUAUUUCCCCCCACAAGCAGUGAAUCAUUUGGGCAUUAAUGAAAAUAACGAUCUAGUUGGUACCAUUGAUGUUGGCGGCGGGAAUUUCAUCAACGUCAUCUAUGGCAACGCUUCACAAAUAAUGGCCGAACAAUGUCAAAUUAAUAAUCUAAAUUCAUUCAAUAAUCAAACUUUAAUUGAUCGAGAAUACGGUCUCUUUGGAAAUCAACAAAUGUCCUCAAAUUUAACACCACAGAAUUCCAAUUCAAAGCAAUUGAUCGACAAUCUCGUUGGCAAUUGGGUGCCAAAUCAAUCGGGAACAUACAGUCCAUUCGGCGGUUCACCAAAUGUAUUUCCCGUUCCAAAAUCAACAACCGAAGUUAAAGACACCGACGAAUUACCCCGAGCAGCGCCCGAUGCCUAUCAAAAGAAACCGCGUGCAAUUGCCGAAGUGAAACCCAUGCGACCAUCAUAUUCCGACGUCCUGACAAAAUCCGCACCAACUCCAUCGUCACCCCAAACAGCGCCGCCAAUAAAACCCAAACCCGAACCAACAGCAAAAAAAAUUGUCAGCAAUAAAAAAACAAAAUCAAAACCCGCCGUAUUAAAGAGACAAAAUUCAUCCGGCAGUGAUGAUCAUAAUUCACCGAAGGUCCAAGGACCAAAGAAAAUAAUUGAAAAUAAAAAUUCCAAUUUAUCCCGUCGCUGGGUGUCAUUGGACAAUCUUGGUUCACCAUCAGAAACUGAAUUAAAUUCAUUCAAUAAAUCGGAUAAUUUUGAAAAGAAACGUCCCCUAAAAACAUCAAAGAAAACAGAUAAAAAUGAAACUUUGAAUAAUUCGAAAAUUCCAAAUUACAAUACAAAAUCAAGUGUUAAUGUGCAAAAGAAACCAAUUCAAAUAAAUAAUAAUUUAAAUACUAUUAAUAGUUUCAGUCAAACUGUUUCAACUGAUAAAAUUGAAAAAAAUCAACAGGCCAAUAAUAAAGUCGGCAAGGAUGAUAAAAAGACUGUUAAGGAAAAAAAUUCAAAGCGCUUCCAAGCUGAAAAAGCACAACAAAUAAGAAAAGGUCAACGCAGUCGAAAACGUGAAAAUCGUGAAUCAGCAUUUAAAGAUGUUUAUCGUAAUUUAAACAAAUACGUUAUACGUUGGAGUAAAAUAAUUCUCAAGAUUUUUUACUGGCUGUUUCAUUUGAUUUCCGAUGUUUUUAGUAUGAGCGCGAACCUCGUUAUUCAGCUUGGAAAAUGUGGAUGGUUUCACACGAUUCUCUAUCUAAAAUACUCAUGGAUGUACCUGGCGACGUCAUUUUCGAAAAUACGAUUUCUGAAUGCAUUCGGCAAGCAAAUGGACAGCUGGUUGGGUAGCAGUAAAUUUGCAUUUUGGCGAAAAUUACGAACAAAAGGCGAGGAAAAGGAGGACACACCGGCUGGAUGGAUACACGGUGGUCUGGAGGCAAAUAUUGCCCUGCCGAGUACGGGUGAAGAGGCAAUGAAACGAUUGCUCGCUUGCAAGGGAAAGGAUCCUUACAGUAUACUUGGAGUAACACCCACAUGUUCCGAUGAUGAUAUUAAAAAGUAUUAUAAACGACAAGCCUUUCUCGUGCAUCCGGACAAAAAUAAUCAGCCAGGCGCUGAGGAGGCUUUCAAAAUUCUCGUCCACGCCUUUGACUUAAUUGGCGAACCGGAAUUAAGACAAGCGUUUGAUCAAACAAGACAAGUGGAGGCUGCCUGGGGUGAAUUGAGUGAUUUAUUGUCGCAAUUGCACAGAAAAAUGGAGCAAGCUGCAAAUACAAUUAGAUGUACAAAUUGUGGUUUACGACACAAGAGAAUUCCAACUCAACGACCUUGUUAUGCUGCUCGAUUUUGUGCACAGUGCAAGAUACGUCAUAGUGCGAAAGAGGGUGACAUUUGGGCGGAAUCUCGUGUAAUGGGCUUUUUGUGGCACUACUAUGCUUGUAUGGAGGGUGCAGUUUAUGAUGUGACCGAUUGGGCUGCAUGUCAAGCUGGAAAUUUAAAGCAUCUUAGAGCAAAUACACACAGUGUCCAGUAUAGAAUUGUUUUAGGACAACGACUGCCGACUCAAUCUCCCUCCAGUGGUAAAAAACGACAACAAACGGAAAAUAAUACAAGUGAGGCGGAUUUUGAAGAUUUCAUCAAUAAUCUCUGCAACCACAGUAAAGCAGGUGGAGCAAAUUCAGCCGAACAAAAUAAAGGCGAUAAUCGAAAACGUAAAACUAAACGCAAGAAGUGAAAAAGUUUUACAAAAUGCGUGAUGUAAGAUUUACUGUCAUUAAUGUUUCUCAAGAAAAAACACUAAUCUAAUUAUUAUAUUUUUUUCUCUCUUUUUUUUAACAAAAAAAAAAUGAUGAUACUCUCGUAUUAAGUACUAACUCUUUCUUUGAGUGAUAAGAUUAAUCUUAUUAUAAGAGAAGGUUAACUCGUCUUUUAGAAAAAAUUCAACGUUUGUAACGUUGAUGGAGAACAUGUUUUUCGAUCUUUAAAAAGAGAAAGAGCUUUUGAAUCAACUUUUCAAUUUUCAAUUGCUUUUCUUUUUAAAAAAAAAGCCCUCAAGUUUGCAUCAAAUGACAACAGGCAUAAAUUUAAAUAAUAAUAAUAAUUUAAGAGAUAUUUGUAUAAUCGAUUAAUGUCCAUUCAAGAGCAAUUUAUGUCAUAUGCUUAUUUUUUUGUUUUGGAAAAAAAUAUUAUUUUUAUAAAUGGUGAUACAAAUACUUUUGUAAAUGCUACUUUUUUCGGUUUAAGUUUAAUUUUGUUUAGGCGAGUUUUAUAUUUUAUUGAGUAUAUCGAUUGAGAUAUAAACUAUUUCUCGUGCAAGAAAAUUAUUGAAAAAAAGAGAAUUCUUCAUUAUUUUUAAUACUGAUAUGUCAAUUGACGUUAAAAGAAAAUUCAGUAAGUCCUGCUCUUAAAGAAAAAAAAUUCUCUUAAAGAAUUACGAUUAAUUUCUGAAUUUAUAUGAUAAUUUUAGUAAUUUGAAUUUUAACUUAUGGAUAAUUUUAUCAUUGUGAAUUUAGUUAUUAAUUUCUUAUAUUGUAAGAAAAAAUUAACAGUAUGUUAAUAGUAUUUAUACUGUUUACUUCAAGAAAGUUUCAAGCUUUGUAACAUUCUAUUUUUUGUGUAAAGAGCAUUUUUACGGCUGCUCCAAGUUGAAAUAGAAAAAAAAAUUGACAGGCAAGGAUUAAGACUGAUUUUCUUUUCAUUCUGUCACUCAAACAAUGAGCAAUGUUCAUAAUAAUAUUCUAAUAAAUUUUGUGCAGAGAUA